This is a messenger RNA of Opisthorchis viverrini, 513 nucleotides long. RefSeq lists its product as hypothetical. The record is from RefSeq and is a predicted model, not a curated record. The transcript is spliced from 5 exons. The coding region runs from base 1 to 513 and encodes 170 amino acids. NCBI's taxonomy places the organism in Eukaryota, Metazoa, Platyhelminthes, Trematoda, Opisthorchiida, Opisthorchiidae.
AUGAGUUACCGUCUGCCGAGACUAGUACUGUUUUUCGUGCCCGAUUCGGAGUGGCGAAAACCUAAAGAUGGACGGAAUUUGACAUGGCAGAAGGGAAUAAAGGGUGUUACGAAAUGCUUGAGUGUUCCGACCCACUUACCCAAGCGCGUUCGUGUCCCGUUUGCUGAGCCAGAACUGACUUGGUGCGUCGUGAUUCCCGUGCGAUUGCACCGCCAAUCGGAAUCACGAGACUGUUGUCUGGAUGGACGACUACUAAGCCGAAAUUCCGCCCAUCGUUACUUGAUCAAGACAUCCAUCAGUAACACCGAUGCCUCAAUGCCGUACAGCCAUGACCUAUUUGAAAGCCUUAUUGUAAAGAAAAGAAUAAAGCCUGGUAUGAUGGACUGGGUGAGUCGCGGGACACUCUCCAGUAUAGCUCAAUGGAUCGCUGAGGUGCGCAAACCGUCACACAACGGCUUCAAACUGUCCCUUCUGUGGUUUUUAUUCGAGCCGUUCGGAACAAGAAACUUGUAA